CUGGUGUGAGAGCUGUAGAGGCAGACAUAAGGCAUACACACACAUACUCACACACAUGCACAUCCCACUGCCGCGGCUCGUCGCUGCUACUGCAGCCGGUGCAGAGCAGGAGACUCGCAGCAUUCCCUCCAUCACACGCAGGCGGAAUGGCUUGAGAUCAGACAUCGUGGACUCGUCUCGCUUGGCUCACGCACGAUGAUUUUCUGACUGAGUAUGCGUGCGUGCGUGCGUGCGUGCGUGUGUGUGUGUGUGUGUGUGUGUGUGUGUGUGCGUGUCAGCCCGCCUUGCCGCGAAUUGCUGCAGUGCUGUUUUUCCAGGUGUGCGAAUGUGUGUGUGAGUGUGUAAGCGUGUGUGUGUGUGCGUGUAAGAGUGUGUGCAUGGUGUUGUAGCCUGGUGUAAUUCUCUUACGAAUUGUACUAAGCCGGGGAACGGAGUCUGAUGUCACAUGUGCUUCAUCGGAGGAGACGGGGCAUCUGCAAGCUGGAUUUUGUGGAGGAUGCUGCGGCAAGUGAUACACAGAGGGCUCAAGGCUUCAUUCUACUGGCUGGGCUUAUUCGUUAGCAGACAUCCCGUUUUCUUCCUCACCGUCCCCGCGGUGCUCACCAUCAUUUUCGGAUCUACAGUGCUGAGCCGAUUCAAGCCAGAGACGGACCUGGAGGUACUGGUCGCCCCGACUCACAGCCUCGCCAAGAUCGAGCGGAGUCUCGCUAACAGCUUGUUUCCAAUCGACCAGUCAAAGCACAAGCUGUACUCGGAUUUGCACACCCCGGGCAGAUACGGCAGGCUGAUCCUGCUCGCCAAGUCCGGGGGGAACAUCCUGGAGCUGGCCGAUCAGGUCCUGCAGGUCCACAAGCAGGUGUUGGAUUUGCGCGUCAAUUACAAGGGAUUCAAUUUCACGUUCGCGCACCUCUGCGUCUUGAGCCACAGGGACAAGCGCUGCCUCCUGGAUGAUAUCAUCACCAUCUUCGAAGACAUCAGGCAGGCUGUGCUUUCCAACAGCACUUUCCACAAGGUGCCCAUUAGUUAUCCGAACACAACAUUAAAGGAUGGCCGUGUGGCCUUUAUCGGGCACCAGCUGGGCGGCGUGUCCUUCUCACCCAACAGCCGUGACCAGCAGGUCAAGUUUGCUCGUGCUGUCCAAAUCACAUACUACCUCCGAAAUCACGGACCCGUGGUGCAGGAUGCUAUUGCAGAGCGCUGGGAGAAUGAGUUCUGUGCCCUGGCCAGUCAACUGUCCACAGCCGAGGUCCCCCAUGCACCAGACCAGCUCCACAUCCAGUCACUCACAUCCUUCAGUCUGUGGCGGGACUUCCACCAGACAGGCCUGCUGGCCAAGGGUGAGGUGUUGGUCAGUCUGGUGCUGGUGCUCCUGGCCGCCACCAUCUCCAGCUCUAUGCGGGACUGCCUAAGGGGGAAACCUUUCCUGGGACUCCUGGGUGUGCUGACCAUCUGCAUUGCCAAUGUGACAGCUGCAGGGAUCUUCUUCAUAUCAGAUGGGAAGUUCAACUCUACACUACUGGGGAUACCAUUCUUUGCAAUGGGUCAUGGAACCAAAGGGGUGUUUGAGCUGCUGGCAGGCUGGAGGAGAACCAGGGAAAACCUCCCCUUCAAGGAGCGAGUUGCAGACGCGUUUGCCGACGUGAUGGUGUGCUACACUAUGACCAGCUCACUCUACAUCAUAACCUUUGGCAUGGGAGCUAGCCCUUUUACUAACAUCGAGUCUGUGAAAAUCUUCUGUCAGAGCAUGUGUGUGGCCAUUCUGGUCAACUACUUCUAUGUUUUCUCUUUCUAUGGCUCCUGCCUGGUGUUUGCCGGACAGCUUGAGCAGAACCGCUACCACAGUGUUUUUUGCUGUAAAAUCCCCUCAGUGGAGUACCUGGACCGCCAGCCCACGUGGUUUAAAACCAUGAUGAGUGAUGGCCACGACCUGUCCACACACCAUGACAGUGUACCAUACCAGAAUCACUUCAUCCAACACUUCCUGCGAGAGCACUACACGGAAUGGAUUACCAACACCUAUGUCAAACCAUUUGUGGUCAUUCUCUAUCUUAUUUAUGCUUCUUUCUCAUUCAUGGGAUGUUUACAAAUCAGUGAUGGAUCAAAUAUUGUGAACCUGUUGGCGAGUAACUCUCCAAGUGUUUCGUACGCUCUGACCCAGCAGAAGUACUUUAGUAACUACAGUCCAGUGAUUGGAUUUUAUAUUUAUGAACCCAUUGAGUACUGGAACUCCACAGUGCAGGAGCACUUGAAGACUUUGAGUCACGGUUUCAACAAGAUCUCCUGGAUGGACAACUUUUUCCACUACCUGCGGGUAGUGAAUGUGAGUGCGUCAACUAAGAACGACUUCAUCACCAUCCUUAAAGGUUCCUUCUUGCGCAGCCCAGAGUACCAGCACUUCACAGAGGACAUCAUAUUUUCCAAGAACAGCGAGACUGAUGAAUACGACAUCAUUGCUUCGAGGAUGUACUUGGUAGCGCGGACCACUGAGAAGAAACGUGAGGAGGUGGUGGAGCUUUUGGAAAAGCUUCGGCCCUUGAUGCUGAUCAACAGCAUCAAAUUCAUUGCCUUCAAUCCAACGUUUGUGUUCAUGGACCGGUACAGCUCCUCUGUCAUCUCCCCCAUUUUGACCUCAGGCUUCAGCGUACUCACCAUGCUCAUCCUCACUUUCUUCCUGGUCAUCAACCCAUUGGGAAACUUUUGGCUCAUCCUCACAGUUACAUCCGUGGAGCUGGGUGUCUUGGGUUUGAUGACUCUCUGGAAUGUCGGCAUGGACAGCAUCUCAAUCCUGUGCCUUAUUUAUACCCUCAACUUUGCCAUGGAUCACUGUGCACCACACCUGUAUACUUUUGUGCUGGCCACCGAGCACACUAGGACGCAGUGCAUCAAGUUGGCUCUGGAGGAGCACGGGGCUGCCAUCCUGCAGAACACAUCCUGCUUUGUGAUUGGGAUCAUGCCCCUGGUGUUUGUGCCUUCCAAUCUGACCUACACACUGUUCAAGUGCUCCCUCCUCACCGCGGGCUGCACUGUGCUGCACUGCUUUGUCAUUUUGCCUGUCUUCCUGACCUUCUUCCCGCCGUCCAAAAAGAGGCACAAGAAAAAGAAACGGGCCAAGCGGAAAGAGCGGGAGAGGGAAAGGGAGCGGGAAAGAGAAAGGGAAAGGGAAAGGGAGGAGAUAGAGUGCAUUGAAGUCAGGGAGAAUCCGGAUCACGUGACAAACGUCUGAACAGUUUGUAAGGAUAGCAGUCAAUAGUAGUGCUGGUACCUCUUGAGGUGCAGGGGAAUAUGACAUGACCCCUGAGGAGUGAGAGGUCAUCACUCCUGGCCAAUAGCAGCUAAGCUGGCCAGAAGAGAGUGCAGCCCUACUGGUCAGUCCUGUAGUCCUUCAGUCUGGACAGUGUAUCUCAUUUGCACAAACUGCAACACGGUCAUGGUUCUAAGGCUCUUUUCCAACUCUUUGGUAUAUAGAAACAAGUUAGUUAGCAGAACACAUGCUUGCUCAAUCUGUAAGUAAAUCCUGAACACACAGUAUGUUAUUCCAUUUAAAUAUUAGCAAUUCUGUGUUUGUCUCCUGCAGCCCUCUCUCAAAACGAGUGAGGAUCAUAGCAGUCUGUUAAGCCAAGGACAUUCAAACAAGUUGGCAAAAGCAGCAAGAGCGAUAAAGAGUGUACAAAUUAAAACUGUGCAAACAACGACUGUGCACACAUAUUACUCCUCACACCUUGAUAAAGGUGAAAAGAAACAAAGCCAAAUUGUGUGGAAAGAGAGAAACAGUGGGCUGAAAGCACACUGCAUGCUUUUCUGUAUCAUUAUAAAUAACCGAACAGCUGAACUGGGCAGAUGGCAUACACUGUGUCCAUUAUGAAGAAUUAUCUUGCACAUUGCAGUGUGUGAUUAGAACUGUCAAGGUUUAUAUAAGCGGGAAGCAAAUAUUUCUGCUUUAAUUCAGAGGUUGUAUCAGGUCUUAGGCAACAGCAGAAGGAACUGCAGUGGGCUGCAGCAUAUGAAGAGGAAGUGAUAAGUGACAGUCAUGCAGGAGUCUUUGAGAAGGCAGUAAGCCUGAUUCUUAGAGUAUGACUUAACUAAAUCAUAAACUGCUUUUGAACCCAAGCAGCAAAACCAAAAGUAAAGAGUGUUUCCGAGGCUUGAAACGUCGAACUUCCUACCAGAAAAUGUUUCUGUUACUGAAAUUGGAAGGUCUGAAGAUGAGUCAGCACAGCGGUGGUGCCAAACAGUGUACAGAACAAAAGUCUUGGCAAGAUUGAACAUUUACAUGAAGUCACGAGUUAUUUGAGCUUAUUUAAGGAUUGCUGGUUGAUGUUGCCCAGGUUGUGAUGGAAAUUAUAGCACAGGCUAUUUGUAAAAUAUAGUGUCAGUGUGAAAAGAAGACAAAAGAAUCUAGCUGUUGUUGCACAAGUAGGAAAACAGAAAUCCGGAAAGCAAGAGUUAUUCAGAGGUCAAGUUAAAGAAAUUGUUAAUGAGUUAUUCCAUCAAGGUUACAGAAAGUAGCGGGCAACAGUUAGCAUGGGAAGUGACAACAACACUGUAAAAAUGAGGGUGUAGACCAUUACUGCCACCUGCAGGGUUGAAGCUGGUCUUGUCAGUAUAGUAUCAGUGCAUUUGGCUCUAAUCCUUCAAAAUAAAAUUCCAUCAAAAAUUUGAGUUGUCCUCUGCAAAUACCCUUUUCAAAAUUCACUUUUUGAAGUGCAAAAAUGGCUCCCGUCUCCCCCAGAAUAUAAACAGAAUUAUCUAUGUCUGCCAAGGCCCGAUAAGGAUCUCUGUUGCAGGCCCCAAAACAAACACACCCAAGGUCAGCUGCCCUCAAAGAUACCAAUCACGCUCUGACCUCUAGCGGGCAGGUCUUAGCUGGUGGCAUGUGAUAGAGAGACCCCAUAUGUGAGCAGAUGUGGCUGAUUAAAGGCCAAUAUCUUCUUAGGGGACAAGCUGCUUCUUACAGGGCUGUCAUUGAGGGGACACUGCUGUUUCAUCCCUUUGUGCUGACAUCAAGAAAGUGACUCACACAGGGAAAAUAAUCAGGCAGCUUGGGGGGUGGGGAGGUAAGAAUGUUCAUUUGGACCAAAUGUCAGUGUGAAAUAUGUGUAUAUGUUUGCGAAAUGAGUGCAUACAUCUGUGUGAUGAAUGGCUCGUUCUCAAAAACACUAUUAAAAUGACCUCAUGUGUAAAUCAGUGAACGAAUGAUAGACAAUUGUGGAAAGGAGACUUCAGCCUGUAUUACUUUACCAUGAAUGCAUAUUUAAAGUUUCUGCUAUUUGAAAACUGGUGUAGUUUCACUUUCAUCAACCAGGCCCUACUAAGAAAUGAUGAGUUUUAUACAAGCUUUUCGCUGCAGCAGCUGCAGUCUUAUGUAAAAGCCAUGGUGUGUAUAUAUAGCAAGAAGGCAUGAAACGUUGACAGAAAUGCAAAUGAAAUGGGAAAGAAAUGCAAAUCCCAUAUCAAUUUACUUCCCAGACUGGACUGUGUUUGCAUGGCACUGUAUUGUAUGUAUGCAUGUAUUUAAUUUCUCUCUCUCUUUUUUCUGUUAUUUUGCUACAGUGUAGUGACUUAUGUUUGUUGUUUGGAAUGCAUACUCUGUAACACCAUGUGCUGCAAAAAAACAAAAUGCGUCAUACUUGUUUCAAAACAAAAGCCAGAGGAUAUUUCAUGUGUAAUAUAGCUGUAAAUUACUCUUUUCUAUAUUUUUUAAGAAAACAAAUAUACUAUAGAAAGAUUUUUAAUGACAAAUUUUCUUAAAAAAGCAAAAAAAAAACCAAAAUAAAAACAAAAAAGGGGAAAAAAUGUUGAACACAGUAGGCCAGUAAUAAACAGUGGAAUGUUACCAGUAUACUAGAUCGUAUUUCUUGCAAACUGCAGUGUCAAUGUUGAUGAAUCACGUUUUUAUAUGAGAAACUGUGGCCACCAUUUAUUGUUUAUGUGUCUUGACUCCAUUAUAAUCUUUACUUGGUACUCACAUUUAAGGAAAUCGAACCUUAAACAGCCCUUUGUCAGUCUUCUGAACAAUCUAUCAAGCUUUGUAAUGAUUACUUUGAACAGAAAACCUAGAUUAGAAAUUUACAGAAUAUUGGGAAUAAUGUUGUGAUGAACAUCUAUUAUAGUUUGCUAUGUGACAAGUCAAGCUUAGCAGCAAAAAUAUAAAUAUCUAGCUUAACUCUUCUGGAACAUUGGUCCUAAAUAUUAGUGUCCGCUUACUGUAUGGAACCUGCCAUCACUGCCUGACGAGCUGUUGUUUGCAUCAUAUCCACAUUCAAUGCUUUUUGGCUUUUUUGUAAUGACUUUAAUACCCAGUGCCGUCUGUUUCAGCUAAAGUCUGCUCAAAAGGGAUACUAAAAUAUAAAUAGAAAUGAAUCUUCUAUGACAACAUGUAGAGUCUUUCCAGUGGAAUGCUGUAUCUUAAUAGUUUAGUUUUUAAGAAGGAAACCUGAGAGGAGCCCUGCGUUGUUUUGAUAAUGUAAAAAGUCCUUUGAAAACCCCAAAGCAACAGUCUGUGAUGUUCUUACACUAUCUGGGCCCAUUCUCAUAUAUACAGCUCCAUUUAAGAAAUGCAAAAUAAUGACCUGUAAAUAUUUAGGGCUGGGUUUGGGUUUUGUUUUAGCAAAAUGCUGAAUAGACAAAAUUUAAUAUGUAUAUAUAUAUAUAUAUAUAUAUAUAUAUAUAAAUUAAAUAUAUGCUAGAUGAAAAAAAAAGCCAACAUCCUAAAUGGGUCAGAGGCUGACAACUUGGGGUUAGGUUCCAUUUUAGUUGAUGUUACAGUUCAAAUAAAUUCCCUUAUUCUGGUAUAAGAGCUCUAUUUGCCCAAAAUAGGGUCUUGAAAUAUUCCAUUUAAGGGGUAGAUGUGAAACUAGGUAUAAUCUUACUAGUAAACAGAUUGUCAACAGCUUGGUGGAUGUAGAAGGUCAGCAUUCUGAGGUCUAAGCCAUCAUCAGAAUGCUAUAUUAUCAGAAUGCCAUUUUUGUUCUUUGAAAAAAUUGUUCUCUCAACCUUGGCUAUAAAAGGAACAACAACAAACUAAAAACUGUCUGAUUUAAAUUUUUGCUUGUCCCCUAACUCCCAGGGUUGGAGGACAAGUUGAUGAUGGCUUAAAUCUCAAAGGGUUAUUGUGUGGCUCAUUCAUGUUGGUGAUAGUUUCUGGACAUUGGUGGCGCUCAGUGGCACAGAAGAAAUAAAUGAAUUAGUGCUUGGAUACAAUAUAUGCAUUACUUUUUAUAAUUUUGGUUUGCAUUGAGUUUGAUUAGAAAAGAUACAGAACUUUGCUAGUCUUGGUCUUUCAUUAAUAAACUCACAGAGGAUAUGCUCUUAAAGGUAGUGCACAAUAUGUGUUUAUUCACAUUUUGAUCUGAGCACAUGUGCCUACGCAUAUAUAAUUCAUUUGUACUGUUAUUUAAAAUACAGGAGUGUUGUGCAUUUUCUAA
Molecule: messenger RNA, 7424 nt
Organism: Oreochromis niloticus (Nile tilapia)
Lineage: Eukaryota; Metazoa; Chordata; Actinopteri; Cichliformes; Cichlidae
Gene: ptchd4
Product: patched domain containing 4
Exons: 3
Coding region: 446-3223 (925 amino acids)
Cellular component (GO): membrane
Source: RefSeq, a predicted model, not a curated record